AUGUCAUCAAGUUGAUUAUUAUGAAUAUCGACGAAGAAAUCUAAAAGGUUUAUGUUUUACUUAAAAAUUCAGCUGAAACCCUUGAGGAUGUACUUCAUAAAUCAUUUGAAAUUCCAGUUGAUAAUUGGUCAAAAGAGAAACCUGUGUUAUUAUUUCCUGAUUCUGGGGAUUCCUUAUAAGAUUUAUUAGAAUUGAUGAGCAGAAUAGACAAAAAUUUAGAUUAGGUUCGUGUGAAUAUAAGAUAAUUCGAAUUAAAUAAAUUUUAAGUGAUAAAAGAAGAAGAGUUUGAUCCACGAUAUUCAUAGCCAUUGAUUGAUUAUGAAAUAGUAUAAAAUGCUGAAUAGACA
Messenger RNA from Paramecium sonneborni, 347 nucleotides. The record is from the annotation of a GenBank genome assembly. NCBI's taxonomy places the organism in Eukaryota, Ciliophora, Oligohymenophorea, Peniculida, Parameciidae.